GCAUUGUUUGACGAUAAAACUAGUAAACAAAAAAAUAUCAUCUACCAGUUUGGUUUUGCGAAACUAAAAUCUAAAAUUUUACUUGUAUCUGAGUAACUUCAACAACAUAGCUUAUCAGAAACGAAGGAAAUUUAAGUUGAAAGGAUACAAUCUUGUUCUAGUCAUGUCAGAUUCCGAUGGGAAGACCACUCCAGUCAAAAUUAAAGAAGAGCUGGAUGAUGAUGAGCCUAAACUAAUGAGUUUAGAAAAACUAGAUAGAGGAUCACCAGAAAUUUGGCCAGCAAAAGGCCCAUCUAUGAAUGAGUUCAACACACCAAAUUUGAAUUUCUCCCCACCGGCAUGGACAAAAGGCUUAACCCAGGACGAUAUCAAUUCGAUGUAUCAAUUGGGUGCUUUAUCGUCCAACGGAAUAAUCGCCGAAGUGAAGAAAUUGUACGACCAGGCUUAUCAGUUGGGUGUCCAAGAAGCUAAAGAAAUGACUCGGGGUAAAUAUUUGAACAUCUUUACCAGCAGUCGUAAGAAAUCGUAACACAAUCGAUAGCUUCUAAUUUUAAAGAUUUGUUUUAUGUAACGUAGCAAUAAAACGCUGGAGACAUUUUUAUAAUCCGUAUAAUUCAUUUGGGGAUUUUGAUAAAAAA
Messenger RNA from Aedes aegypti (yellow fever mosquito), 638 nucleotides. RefSeq names its product protein lin-52 homolog (gene lin-52). NCBI's taxonomy places the organism in Eukaryota, Metazoa, Arthropoda, Insecta, Diptera, Culicidae. The record is from RefSeq and is a predicted model, not a curated record. Gene Ontology annotation, cellular component: DRM complex. The coding region runs from base 164 to 529 and encodes 121 amino acids. Gene Ontology annotation, biological process: regulation of DNA-templated transcription. The transcript has 4 exons.